Messenger RNA from Octopus bimaculoides (California two-spot octopus), 1869 nucleotides. RefSeq lists its product as uncharacterized. The record is from RefSeq and is a predicted model, not a curated record. NCBI's taxonomy places the organism in Eukaryota, Metazoa, Mollusca, Cephalopoda, Octopoda, Octopodidae.
UAUGUGGAUUCAUCAACUCUAGCAGCAACAAUAUUAUUAUAAAAGAUAUGUUAAGAAAUAACUGGAAAUUCCUCUUAGGCACGUUUCUGUACCAAUUACUCUGGAUAUUUACUGAGCCUUAUCAACAAACGCAUCAAAAGUUGGCAUUACCAACAGAAGAAACUAUAAGUUUCAGAGACGGCGGAAUUGUAUUUGUUAACGUAUACGAAACCGGAAAAUUAAUUUGUCCCUUCCGGCCAGGCGAUUUUCUUCAGGAAUGGUCUAAUAAGAACUUGGUUGCUACUUGUAGUCAUGUGGAGUACAAGGAAAACCCAGCGUUCCAAGUAGUAAAUGUUACAUGUCAUAAACUAGAAUCUACAUUAAUAGUUUCUGUUUUAACUGCAAAACCACCAUUGGUCUUCUUCUGUCUGACAAGGAGACGAAAGAAUUUGAGGUUCAUGAUUCAACCUUUAUACAACGGUGUUGGAAAUCUUUUUUUGUAUGAUCACCGCGACACUCUUCCUGCCGGGUCAACUUUACGAUUGAUCUGUGAAUUAGGCGAAAGCACCACUUUGAUAUGGUACCAUGGAGACGGCGCAGUACUGGCAUCGUAUAUAUACUGUGUUGAUUCAAAUUAUGACCAUACAAAAUUUCCAGGGCGUAUUUACAUUACAUGUAAUUCUGAAUUACAUAAAUCGUCUCUGACUAUCCACCCUGUCAAACCAUCUGAUGGCCGUUUUAGUAUUGUUUGUAAAACAGACGAACAUGCUAGCAUGAUUAAUAUAACGGUUUUCAGAUCUGUAGACUUUGUUGACAUUGACAUCGGUGAUAUGGAAGCUGUUGUGAAUAAAGUUACAAUUGUUGUAUGUCCUUUUGAAAAAGGAGAUGAAUUGAAGUACUGGAAAAUGAAUCAAACUUUGGUUAGUUGUAGGAACACGUCAACCAAGUCUAACUCGAAAUACUAUAUAUCCCAAGUUAAGUGUAAUAAUCAAUUCUCUCAAAUUUCCAUCAAACUUUUGACUAAAAUCAAUAAAUUAACACUCUACUGCGUAAGUAAGAAAAAUAAGCUCAUGAAGAUCACAUUAAUACCCAAACAAGAUGAAUCCAACGCCAAUAUUAUAAUUAUAGCGGUUUCAUCAGUAGGACUGUGUCUCUUGGUUUUCUUUAUAGCUAUAAUUGCCAUCUUGAAAUUUACUGAUGGCUUAUGUUUCAAGAAAUUGCAGAUAUGCGAUGACUACUUAAACAAAGAUUAAAGCGAUGAAUAAAUACUAUAUUAACUAAACGAGAAUAUUUCCUCCUAUUUUGCUCUGUUAAGCGUACGCCAUUAAACACGUGAUAUACAUAUAUAUAUAUAUAUAAAUAGAUACAUGCAUAUGUUUUAGAAAAGCUUGUUUUACGUAACGCUCAACGUAUUAGCCAAUUUAGUGAUAUCAAAACCUCGUGCUUUGUGCAUUAAAAAGCAAAUUUGAAACAGCUACGUAUUUGAGGAAAUAUUAUUUUCAUUAUGCAUUUAACACGAAUAAAUAAUUAGAUUAUUUAUGAUUACUCACUUAACAUGAAUAAAUAAAACAAUAUUAGUGAAUUACUAAUAUACUUGUGCUAAAUAUAUUAUUUAGGUUGUUAAGUGAGCAAUGAAUAUAGCAACGCUCUAAGAUAUUAGUGAAUUCUUAGAACAGGAUUAUGUACUUUAAGACAAGAUGCAUGCAGUUAAAAGGCUACGGUUGUAAAAGAAGGAACUGAAAGCAUUAUAGCGCUCAAAUGUCUCUUCAUAACAUGAAGACAGAAUACGUUGUUAUGUGUAAUUGAUAACUGAAACGGUUUAGACAUUCAAUAACAAUUUUAUUUUGUAGCCAUUUACAACUGUAAAAUGCGCGUUCAAUAAAAUAUUUG